This is a messenger RNA of Cornus florida, 783 nucleotides long. RefSeq lists its product as uncharacterized. The coding region runs from base 1 to 783 and encodes 260 amino acids. NCBI's taxonomy places the organism in Eukaryota, Viridiplantae, Streptophyta, Magnoliopsida, Cornales, Cornaceae. The record is from RefSeq and is a predicted model, not a curated record. The transcript is spliced from 2 exons.
AUGAAAGACUACUUUGGCGAAAAUUGCACAUAUCUACUGGAGUACUUUCACAGACAAUUCAGGAUGCGACGAGAACUAUUUCUUCGUAUCCUGAAUGAUGUUAAAGCUUAUGACGACUACUUCAUCCAAAAAAGGAAUGCAACAGGUCGUUUGGGGUUGUUUUCUAUACAAAAGAUGACAACUGCAAUACGUAUACUUACAUAUGGUUGUGCAGGCGAUCAUUGUGACAAGUAUAUUAAAAUCGACAAGAGCACUGCCAUUGAAACUCGGAUGACAUUUUGUAAGGCUGUUAUUGGUGUGUAUAGGGAAGAGUACAUGCGCCCACCCAACGAAGCCAACAUAGCACGACUACUUCAAGAAAGGGAGGAGAGAGGACUCCCAGGUAUGCUUGGUUUUGUCGACUGUAUGCACUGGGAGUGGAAGAAUUGUCCGGUGGCGUGGCGUGGCACGCACGAAGAACGCUUUCAUAUGCCUACGCUCAUAUUGGAGGCAAUUGCCUCAAAAGAUUUGUGGAUCUGGCAUGCAUUAUUUGGAAUGCCGGCAACUUUGAUGCAGACUAUCCCGCACCCAAUUACAGUAAAAGAAAAACUUUCUACUCAAAAACAAGAGGCCUGUAGGAAAGAUGUGGAACGAGCUUUUGGGGUCUUGCAGAGCAAGUGGACAAUAACGCAAGGACCAGUGCAUUUUUGGGAUAAAGGGGACUUGUGCCUUAUAAUGAAAACGUACAUUAUCCUUCACAACAUAAUCAUUGAAGAUGUGCGUCAUGUCAAUGUUGGAAGAUGA